Messenger RNA from Gossypium raimondii (Peruvian cotton), 464 nucleotides. RefSeq lists its product as uncharacterized. The transcript has a single exon. Bases 67 to 276 code for a protein of 69 amino acids. NCBI's taxonomy places the organism in Eukaryota, Viridiplantae, Streptophyta, Magnoliopsida, Malvales, Malvaceae. The record is from RefSeq and is a predicted model, not a curated record.
UUUUUUCAACCACAACCCACCUUUUUUCAAAGCUUCAUUCAUUCCAAGAGAGUGUGAAGAGUAAGUAUGGCGGACUGGGGACCGGUGGUGAUAGCGGUGGUGCUAUUUGUGUUGUUAAGUCCAGGAUUGUUGUUUCAGUUGCCAGGGAGGAACAAAGUGGUGGAGUUUGGGAACAUGCAAACCAGUGGGAUUUCCAUUCUCGUCCAUGCUAUUAUCUUCUUUGGACUCAUUACUAUCUUCCUCAUCGCCAUAGGUGUUCACAUCUACACUGGAUAGCCUGCUACCCUUACUAUUGUGUUUUGUAAGAUUUAGUCCUUUUUUUUUCUUUUAUUACCCUUCUGAUUGGUUAAUGUAUUUCUCCAGGGCGAAGUGUUUGGUUUUGGAUUGUUAUCUUGUUGGCCUUAAUGCAGUUGUAGAAUAAUAGAAAUGAUUGGUGAAAUAGCAAAUUUGUGCUUUUAUUUGUA